This is a messenger RNA of Jatropha curcas, 2756 nucleotides long. RefSeq names its product hydroxyproline-rich glycoprotein family protein (gene ELF7). NCBI's taxonomy places the organism in Eukaryota, Viridiplantae, Streptophyta, Magnoliopsida, Malpighiales, Euphorbiaceae. Gene Ontology annotation, molecular function: chromatin binding; RNA polymerase II complex binding. Gene Ontology annotation, cellular component: Cdc73/Paf1 complex. The record is from RefSeq and is a predicted model, not a curated record. Gene Ontology annotation, biological process: transcription elongation by RNA polymerase II.
AGUUAAAAAAAAGCCCGUCCCCAGGUAUUUUACGGUUUACGACUGGAGUAAAGCACACAUAAACAACCGUCUCUUUGUCUGAUUAGCUCUUCUUCCUUCUCUGUAUUACUUUUUUUGUGCAUAUACACAUGCAGUGAGUACAAUUAGAUUCCUGAAAUUAAAUCUCUCGUAAGCUUAAACCUAGGGUAUCGUUUCCAAAGCUACAGUCUCUGUGAUUCAAUUGAGGUUUUCUCAGUCUUAGGGUUUCAGUAGGUUGUGGUUGAGAUUCCGCGGUUGAAUUUUGAGGUGUUGUUUUUAAGUGCAUUUGGUAUGGUAUAUGCUAGAGGAGCUAAUAGUUGGCGAAUGGUAACUCAGUCUUGGUUAUAGAAAAACUUUGUAAUUGGAUUUCUUUGAUUGAUUUAUUAAAGAGCAAGGAUAAAGAAUCCCAAUUGAAUUGGGAAUUUAGUUUUGUGGUUCUUGCAAAUAAGAAUUGGGUAGCGAGUGAAUGCCUGUCUAUAUAAGGAUCAAAGGCUAGAUUUUUAUUUUUGUUGUUUAGGGAUUAAUAAUGGCUUCCUACAGGCCUUUUCCUCCACAAUCCACAUUCCCAACACCUCCAACACAACCACCACAGCAGCAACAGCAGAGGCCACCUAAUCAGUACACUCAAAACUACAACCAAAUGGCCCAACCAGCUACAGCACCACCUCCAGCAGCAGCUUCUUCUUCUACAUUCCCGCAAAACUACCCCCAGCAGAAUUUCUCACAACAUUACCCUCCUCCGCGUGCUCCACAACCACCGCCACCACCACCACCUCACCAACAAUAUCCUUAUCAGCCGGCCCCUCCUCCACCGCCACCAGAAUCAUCCUACCCUCCUCCACCUCCACCACCUGCACCAGCACAACAACAGCAACCGCCUCCUUCUAUGUACUACCCGCCUUCACAAUAUUCUCAGUAUGGCCAUCAGACAUUGCAGCAGCCAAUGCAGCCACCACCACCCCCGCCUCCAUCUUCUCCUCCUAGUUCCUCAGUACCUCCCCCACCACCCCCCACUUCCCCACCCCCGCCUCCUCCAAAGGACAGUGGAUUAGAUAGGGAUAGAAUGGUGUCUAAGGAAAGGAGAGAACAUGGGCAUUCCAAUCAUAGUGAUUUAGCUAAACAAAAGCAACAGAAGCUGCCAGUUCCACCUGGAGGCAAGAAGGUGAAUGGGCCGUCAGGGAGGGUGGAGACAGAGGAGGAAAGGAGGUUAAGGAAAAAGAGGGAGUAUGAGAAGCAAAGGCAAGACGAGAAGCAUAGACAGCAGCUGAAAGAAUCUCAGAACACUAUUCUGCAAAAAACCCAGAUGUUAUCUUCUCAGAAGGGGCAUGGUUCCAUUGUUGGGUCAAGAAUGGGGGAUAGGAGAGCCACUCCAUUAUUGGGUGGGGAAAGGAUUGAAAAUAGGUUGAAGAAACCAACGACGUUCUUAUGCAAAUUGAAAUUCCGUAAUGAACUUCCUGAUCCAAGUGCUCAACCAAAGCUUAUGACUUUGAAGAGAGAUAAAGAUCGAUUUACAAAAUACACAAUAACAUCAUUGGAGAAAAUGUAUAAACCCCAAUUAUUUGUGGAGCCAGAUCUUGGGAUACCUCUUGACCUGCUUGAUCUCAGUGUCUACAAUCGUCCUAGUGGUAGACCAUCUCUUGCUCCAGAAGAUGAGGAAUUAUUGCGUGACGAUGAAUCUGUUACCCCUGUGAAAAGAGAUGGCAUCAAAAGAAAGGAACGGCCCACUGAUAAAGGUGUUUCUUGGCUGGUCAAAACACAAUACAUUUCUUCUCUAAGCAUGGACUCGGCCAAACAGUCUCUUACUGAAAAACAAGCAAAAGAAAAGCGAGAAAUGAAAGUAGGCCGUAACCUUUUGGAGAACCUUAAUAAUAGGGAGAGUCAAAUCAAGGCAAUUGAAGCAUCAUUUGAGGCCAGCAAGUUACCCCCUGUCCAUGCGACCAAUAAAAAGCUAAAGCCUGUUGAGAUUCUACCAUUGCUACCUGAUUUUGAUCGGCAAGGAGAUAAAUUUGUGAUGGUGACAUUUGAUAAUUCUCCUACUGCUGACUCAGAGACUUAUAGUAAGUUGGAUCAAUCUGUUCGUGAUGCCUGUGAAUCAAAGGCUGUUAUGAAAGCUUGUGUGGCAACAGGCUCAGAUCCGGCCAAAUCUGAAAAAUUUUUAGCAUACAUGGUCCCUUCUCCUAAUGAGCUAUCAAAGGAUAUGUAUGAUGAAAGUGAGGAUCUCUCGUAUAACUGGGUUCGGGAGUACCACUGGGAUGUACGUGGUGAUGAUGCUAAUGACCCGACGUCAUUCCUUGUUUCAUUUGAUGAUGAAGCAGCUCGCUAUGUGCCUCUUCCCACAAAGAUCAAUUUAAGAAAGAAGCGGGCUGAGGGAAGAUCUGGAGACGAAGUUGAGCAUUUUCCAGUGCCAGCAAGAGUGACAGUGAGGCGGAGGGCAACUGCUGCUGCAAUAGAAAUCAGAGAUAUGGGGGUUAAUCCAAAUUCAAGGGUUAAUACCCUGAAUUCAAGGAAUGGAGCCUCUGAUGAUGAUGAUGGCCUUGGAAGGCUGCAUAGGGUUGCUCGAGACCAGGAUAUGGACCAUUAUAGUGAAGCAGAAGAUGACUUGUCUGAAUGAUUGGUCCUAAUGCAAAUGCUGCAACCAGAAGAAAGUUUCCGAACUUUUAUUUUAUAGAUGGUGCAGAAAUAUUAUCCCAUGUACAAGCCAACCAUUCGAAAUAUACAUGUUUUUUUUUUUUUUUUUU